GUACUUUCUUUAUGCUUUUUUGGCAGAUUCCAUUACAUUAACAUUAACAUGCUCAACUGACUCUUCCCUUUCUCCGUUUCCUCUGUUCUUUCUCUCUCUCUCUCUCUGUACACACCACAUCUUUCAGUUUCACUAACAAUGACGGUUUCUUCUGAGAAUUGCGUCUCUAGCAGCCAGAGUUCUCUCACUAGACUUGCUCCACUUGAAGCAGUGCUCUUUGAUAUAGAUGGAACUCUUUGUGAUUCUGAUCCACUCCAUUACUAUGCCUUCCGCGAAAUGCUUCUAGAGAUUGGUUUUAAUGAAGGUGUUCCUAUAACAGAGGAAUUUUUUAUUGAGACUGUUGCUGGCAAACACAAUGAUGAUAUAGCCUCGGUUCUCUUUCCUGGUGAUCUGGAACGAGGUUUAAAGUUUGUUGAUGAUAAGGAAGCCAUGUUCCGGAGAUUGGCCGCAGAGCAAGUGAAGCCUUUGAAUGGCCUUGAUAAAGUGAGGAAAUGGAUUGAAAAUCAUGGGCUGAAGAGAGCUGCAGUUACCAAUGCUCCAAGGGCAAAUGCAGAACUCAUGAUCUCAAUACUUGGUCUCUCAGAUUUCUUUGAUGCUGUUAUUAUUGGUGGUGAAUGUGAACGUGCCAAGCCUCAUCCAGACCCCUACCUGAAAGGUCUUGAAGCUCUGAAGGCAUCAAAAGAUCACACAUUUGUAUUUGAGGAUUCUGUUUCAGGGAUCAAAGCUGGAGUUGCAGCUGGGAUGCCUGUUAUUGGUAUAGCUACUCGUAACCCGGAAAAUUUAUUGAUGGAAGCAAAACCUGCCUUUCUGAUUAAGGAUUAUGAGGAUCCAAAAUUGUGGGCUGCUUUGGAAGAACUUGACAAGGCUGGUGCAUUUAGUUUGAAUUACUAGUGCAACUGACAUAAUUUUCUGAUAAAAACAAAUAGCGGGAUUCAUAUUAAAUUCAUAGGUUAGCCUGCAUAAUUUUGUUGUAGGUGGCCCCCAUUAUAAUACUAGUCCAUAAUUAGUGUUGCUUUGCAACCUAGAGCAAAUAGUUAUAUUCUAUUUGUAUUUUGUAAUAAUGUGAUUGUUAUCUAUGAACCCGCAUGGUCAAGGCAAGGAAAUUGCAGUGCCCAAGUGUACUAUUGUUUUUACUUUACAAAAUCAAAUCCCUCACAAAUAAUUUACGGUUUAUAUUUUUUGUA
Glycine soja is the source of this 1184-nucleotide messenger RNA. Its product is annotated as haloacid dehalogenase-like hydrolase domain-containing protein Sgpp. The record is from RefSeq and is a predicted model, not a curated record. The transcript is spliced from 5 exons. The coding region runs from base 139 to 891 and encodes 250 amino acids. Lineage: Eukaryota; Viridiplantae; Streptophyta; Magnoliopsida; Fabales; Fabaceae.